This is a messenger RNA of Phyllopteryx taeniolatus (common seadragon), 5115 nucleotides long. RefSeq names its product purine-rich element binding protein Ab (gene purab). NCBI's taxonomy places the organism in Eukaryota, Metazoa, Chordata, Actinopteri, Syngnathiformes, Syngnathidae. The transcript has a single exon. Gene Ontology annotation, molecular function: RNA polymerase II transcription regulatory region sequence-specific DNA binding; purine-rich negative regulatory element binding; DNA-binding transcription factor activity, RNA polymerase II-specific. The coding region runs from base 112 to 957 and encodes 281 amino acids. Gene Ontology annotation, cellular component: nucleus. The record is from RefSeq and is a predicted model, not a curated record. Gene Ontology annotation, biological process: regulation of transcription by RNA polymerase II.
UCCCCGGCGCUCUUCUCGCGAUAGCGCGCCGGAGCCGUUUUGACAGGCAGUCGAGGUUGCAGCAGGCAGAGGGAGACGGUGGAAGGAAGGUAAAGCAGGGAAGGCAGCAUCAUGGCGGACAGAGACAGCGGCAGUGACCACGGAGGGCCUACCGCAGGCCCUGGCUCGCUGCCGCCGGGUGCGGUGGGAGCCAUGUCCCGGCUGCAGCACGACACCGAGGAGCUCGCCUCCAAGCGUGUCGACAUCCAGAACAAGCGAUUCUACCUUGACGUCAAGCAGAAUGUUAAAGGACGCUUCCUAAAGAUAGCCGAGGUCGGCGCUGGGGGGAACAAGAGCCGCCUCACGCUGUCCAUGUCGGUGGCCGUGGAGUUCCGCGAUUAUCUCGGCGACUUUAUCGAACAUUACGCCCAGCUGGGCCCGAGCAACCCCGACUUGGUGCAGGAUGAGCCCCGGCGGGCGCUCAAGAGCGAGUUCUUGGUGCGGGAGAAUCGGAAAUAUUACAUGGAUCUGAAGGAGAACCAGAGGGGGCGGUUCUUGAGGAUCCGGCAGACCGUUAAUCGGGGGCCCGGACUGGGAAGCUCGCAAGGCCAGACCAUCGCUCUGCCGGCGCAGGGUCUCAUCGAGUUCCGCGACGCUUUGGCCAAACUCAUCGACGACUACGGCGUGGACGAGGAUCCGGCCGAGCUCCCGGAGGGCACCUCGCUCACGGUGGACAACAAGCGCUUCUUCUUCGACGUGGGCUCCAACAAGUACGGCGUGUUUAUGCGGGUCAGCGAGGUGAAGCCCACCUACCGGAACUCCAUCACGGUUCCGUGCAAAGUGUGGUCCAAAUUCGGCAACACCUUCUGUAAAUACGCGGAGGAGAUGCGGAAGAUCCAGGAGAGGAGUCGAGAGAAACGGGCCUCGGAACUGCUACCCGAGGGGCCGCACGGCGCAGAUGACGGCGACGACGACUGACUGGACUGUCGGAGGCAGGACGCGAAACAAAACUGAGAACUCGUAAGUGUCAAGUGAGUGCAAAGAGAGAAGAUCUCCAAGGGAAUCACCCCCACCCCCAAGCCACCCGCUCCACACACACACACACACACACAAGCAACACCAUUUGACUGGAUGUCACCCACUUUAUCACCAUGUCACAGUAAGCGCUGCUAUCAAGGACUUUAACUGUAACAUUUAAACUGUUUCUUACUUGAUUUCAGUGGCAAUGAACAGUGUUUAUAUCUCUGUCGAAAGAUUUUGCACAUGUCAAAAGCUAUUUAAAAAAACAAAAUUAAAUCAUAAUAAUCAAACUAUACUAAAGAUUUCACCUGAAAUGACAACACAGCUCUAUUUACGUAAAGAUAACAGUCUUCUCAUCGAAUGCCUAUUUGACAUCAGCACAAAGAGCAUAUUUAUCGACUAUAUCCCUAAUGUAUAGUUUCAUAUAGAGGUACGCAAACUAAAUAUGGAAGCGCUCUACAGGUGUGUGACCUGCAGAAUGGCAAAAAUCUGUCUGCAUGCUUGUAGGCUCGUGUUCUGAACAGAGGUUUGGUAAAAUAGGCUAGAGCCUUUAAUGUGACCUAAAAAUGUCUAAUUAAAGCAUUACUAUUAUGCCUAAAAUAAUAAAAACUCCAGCUCUUAUGCGUAUCAAACAAAUGGGAUAAGUCUAUCUCCGUACUAUCAUAAGGAUCCGACCCUCUUGCACCAUCUCCAUGGAAAUUUCAGUGAAAAAAAGUGCUAACCUAGAUGAACUAAUUAUGAUUUUGUGAAUCAGCUGUAAAAAGAAAAUCUCCUUAUUAAGAUACCCACGUUUUCUGUGGGGGAAUUUUUGUUGUUGUUGCUUAUAGCCUCCCGGGAGGUGGGGGGCAAACGCAAAGGGUCCAUUUGAGGGUGUGCAAAGGUUCAAAUUAAGGAGGAUGGGGGGUGGUGGAAGACACGCCUGCGCAAUGCAGGCAUCCUCUCUGACAUCAUUACAACCCGUGCCUUAUACACUCCGCUCGUUUACGUGUCCUCACGUGGAUGGUCCGUGACCUCUGUCCACUUCCAUUUAUGAGUGCUGUUACAUAGGCAAAUAUAUCCUCCAUAUUGACCAGGGCUGCUGGAUUCACACUUCCCUGUGGGUACAUGGAUCAGGAGCAAUCACACCGAGAGUAAGGUGUUUUGCAUCCGCGAGCGGUGGGGUGGGGGUGGGGGGGGGGGCCUUGCGGGGUAGUGAGCACGGUGAUUGCCAACUGGCUGCGUGGCAUCUCACUCCUCGGAAUGCCUUGAGGCGGCCUAGAUGUUCUUGAGAUGUUGUCGGCGGCUUUGCGCACAGCAGGAUGUUAAAACAACGGCGGCGACGGAAACAAAAAAAAAAAUCUGCAGAGAUUCCACGAGACGGUUUGUCAGUGCAGAGCGGAGACAGAAGCUGUUAAAGAACCGGGCGAGGCGUCCUCGUGCCCUUUUAUCACUGCAGGCACCGAGGCAGUUGAUCUCAUGGUGCUAUAGCCCUUCGAUUGCUUCUUUGCUUCACUUUGCGUAUACGUCAUUGUUCCUCCGAUUCCUCUUCCUUUUCCUUCGAGUUCUCACCCGCUUUGUCUUGUCCAAAAUCCUGUCAUGUUUCUCCCUCCCAGACAGAGGCGGAGCUACUCAUAAGAGAGACAUUUCUUAUAAUAUACAUGCAUGCCGAUCGUGGCGUAGUGUCAUGUUUAUGGACUAUCACAAAGAUGACAACAAUAAAUAGGUAUAUGAUCAUUUGAAAGCAUGGCAAUGUGCUUUACAACAACGUGAUGUGUUUUUUUUUUGUUGUUGUUUUUUUUUUUUCCAGCGAGAAGUUCUUUAAAGCUUGGAAGAGUGUCUGGGAUUUGUAGCCUAGCAUGAACAACCCUCCAUUCCUUUAUUCCGCUCCAUAGACACUCAAUGUGGACAUGGCUUGCGUUCACUUUAGGAUCUUACACACACACACGCACACACACACACAUAGCCUCCCCCUGCUGAGGCCUCAUGUUGCUUUUGGAGUGUUUGGGAGGUCUGUACAGUAUUUCCAACAAGGCCUCCUCUCAUUAGAAUCCAGGAGUGUGCUUGGGGACUGAGUGUGACCCCUUUCUCACCUGAGACCGCUGAUCACAGGACAUACAAAUUCAAUGUGUUCCAUGGUUUCACUUGAGCUAGUUCACUGAAGAGCUAGACGUUGACUGCUCAGACCUGUUAUGGAACAUACUCAAAUCAUUUUCGAGAAAGGUUGAAGGUUUGUCUCUUGAGUCUUGGUGAAAUGCCUGAAGAAGCCUGGCACUGCACUGUAAGGGCUCAACACUACCAACCUAUCAGGAUGGCUAUUAAUGAUUACCUUUCACAAUAAACCAUGGGGACAAAAUUCUGUCAUGAAUAGAAGUGUAUUUCUCACAUUGGCUCAUGAUUUGAACUAACUAGUAUUUAUUAAACAAACAUCCAUGGUAACUAUGACAGGAAGUCGUGUUCCGAAAGUGGAACGACAACUAUUUCUGUAAAUGUUACUUGGCCAAAUAUAAGGAGAGUCCAAGGCAACUCAUGAAUGCCUCGCUCAAUGAAAUGCACACCUUAUGUUUUGUUUUGUUAUUAACAUCGGCUGACAACAUCUGAUCGUUCCAUCGAUCUAGAAUAACCUUGCAGCCAUUUAUUGUGUCCUCCAUUUCCGGGGACUUGAAUGGAAAAUGUUAGUUUGAGCUUAUAUUCUUGGUUUGUUGGCUGGUGCAGUUAGCAUUGUUUUUGUUGUUCAUGCAGUAGUAGUCAUCGUUAGCCCCCCAUUUAUUUUUUAUUUUUUAUUUUUUUUUUUGUCUGUUCAUAACAGUUUUUGCAAAUGUGAUGUAUAUGUCAUAGGGAUUGUCCAUUACCAUGUUUCAAAGACAGUCUUUUUAAGAACCCCUUAAAAUCGACGAGCUAUUAAUGUUAAUGUACUGAGACGAGCACACAUUUAUGACAUCAAACAGCAACGUUCCAUGAAAUGUGGGUGGUGGCCUUCCUUUUACCAAACUGGACAACCAACAGAACUUCCACUUCCAGAUUUCAGUGUCUCUCAUUGGCCAUGUGGAGUUCCUGGUUAACCACACAACCCAUAGCAGCCUCUGGUCACAUGACUCAACACAAACCACACACAGAGUAGUUCAUUCAGCACGUCUUCUGUUUGCACUCACACCAACUGUCUGGUCCAAAACUGGCAGACUGUAUAGGCUACUGUUGUGUAUAGAUGUGAAGGGAAAUGGAUCCCGGAUUUUAGGGGGCGCAGGGUUGGGGGAAGGGGGUGUCAAUGCACAAUGAACAUAUCCCAUGUCACCGUUUGGUCUGAAGCCCUUUACCAUUCCAUGUUAGAUUUAGAUAUGUUGUACCUUUUGAAAAUAUUUUAUCUGUGCCGUGUGUGUGUGUAUAUAUAUAUAUAUAUAUAUAUAUAUAUAUAUAUAUAUAUAUAUAUAUAUAUAUAUAAAAUAUAUAUAUGGUUUGUUAUAUAUGAUGCGCCUCCUUUCAGAAAAAAAUAUAACAAUGUAAACAGGAAAAACAUGUUGCGUUUUUCUUUUGCUUUGUAUAUUUAUACUUACAGAAAGCAUUGAAUAAAAAUGCAUACCUACUUGCACUUUAGAUAUAUUAAGAAAAAUAUAAAUCUGCAUAUUAUUUUUGAUAGGGAUAUAAUUCAAAGAAUAUAAAUUACAGGCUUUGUGACUAUUGCUGGUCAGAGAUGUAUUGAGUUGUACUUAUUGAAGUAUAUUUUGUGUGUGUGUCAGAAAGUUUACUGAAGUAAAUUGCAUGAUAAAAUAGUGCUAGCCACCAAUAUUGUUCUAUUUUAAGUUGGUAAAAAUGUCUGAAAACUGUGAGAACAACCCUAUUGUAUGUUACAACUCUCCUUGCCCUUUCUAGAGUAUUUCCUGUCAAAAUAUGGCCUUUCCUGACUACAUAACGAUGGUGCUUAUACUUUGACUUUGAUAUCAAGCUCAUCCUGUACAUCUCAACAUCAUCACGACUCGUGAUGUUACACUCCAUUCACCAACCUAUUCAAUUUCUGUUGAUGGCAAAAAAGAAAAAAGAAAAAAAAGAAAAGGUGUGCUGUUUUGUACAGUGCUGUUUAUUUUUAAUGUUUGGGGGAGUCUUGUUGUCUGAAAAAAUUCAUGCAAUAAAAGUUCAUUCCAUGUG